CCAACACAAACUGCCCUCCCCCACAAUCCACAUUUUCUCACGAUCCAUAUACUAAAAUACUGAGUUCCUGGAUCUGUAAUCGUAGCAGUAGUGUUGGUACUGGUGGGGUCUUCUGCGUCAGCCCAGGUGAGCACCAUUGACUUCCCUGACAAGGGCAGUCAAAUACAAGCAGCUGCCGAGGGACAACCAUGACGCGGUUUCAACUUUCAUGGCUGUUUAUCGUGAAUGACCCAUUACGCUUAAACAUUCAAUACAGCUGUGAUCCUCAACACAAUCUCUCUCUCUCUCUCUCUCUCUCUCUCUCUCUCUCUCUCUCUCACGCAAGCGCUCGGAGAAGUGAGGGAACACUUGGUUUUGUUAGAUGCAUUCAGAGACUGAAUAAACUUGCUUUCUUCCUUCAACUAACAGUCAAUACACUUUCCAGAUCCUAAACCACUUCGACCCAGAUUCAGAAAUAUCCUCAAGAAUGUAUUUUUGUUUGAUAUCUGAGCAGCUCUAUUAUCUUCCGUGAAGCUUCCAAGAGCAUAUUUCUUGAUCUGUAGAAGUUAGAUACAUAUUUUUUUUUGCGCGGGUCUAAAUCUGGAAAUAUAACUUUUUGAAAAAAAAGGGGUUGGAGAAUUCCCGAAAUGGAAAGUUCAAUAAACAGAAGAGUGGAGAAGAGAGGGUUUACACAGAGUGUGGAAGAUGAAGAUGGCAACAUGCCGCCGCCGAAGAAGCCCAAAUUGCCUGCUCUAGCUGGUGUAAUUAUGGAAGCUUUGAAGUUAGAUAGCAUGCAAAGACUUUGCUCAUCUCUGGAGCCUCUUCUCCGUAGAAUUGUGAGUGAGGAAGUGGAGCGUGCUUUAACAAAGUUAGGCCAUGCGAAGAUAGCUGAAAGAUCUUCAGCACCAAGAAUAGAAGGCCCAGGAGGAAAGAAUUUGCAGCUUCUGUUCAGAACAAGAAUGCCGCCUCACCUGUUUACUGGUGGAAAGGUUGAGGGAGAACAGGGAGCAGCUAUCCGUGUUGUCUUGCAAGACCUGAACACAGACACUAUUGUGCAAACUGGACCAGAAUCAACUGCCAAACUGAAUGUUGUGGUGCUUGAGGGUGACUUCAAUGAGGAUGGUGAUGACGAUUGGACCAGUGAGCACUUCCAAAGCCAGGAGGUAAAGGAGCGUGAGGGGAAAAGACCACUUUUGACUGGGGAUUUACAGAUGAUCCUCAAAGAUGGGGUAGGGACUCUUGGAGAUCUCACUUUCACUGAUAAUUCUAGCUGGAUAAGGAGCAGAAAGUUUAGACUUGGUGUGAAGGUUGCUCCUGGAUACUGUGAGGGAAUUCGCGUCCGUGAGGCUAAAACAGAGGCUUUUGCAGUUAAGGAUCAUAGGGGAGAAUUAUACAAGAAACAUUACCCACCUGCUUUGCGUGAUGAUGUUUGGAGACUCGAUAGAAUAGCAAAGGAUGGAGCGCUACAUAAAAAAUUGCUAACGGCUGAAAUUGUUACUGUUGAAGAUUUCCUCCGGUGCCUUGUUAGAGAUCCACAGAGAUUAAGAAAUAUCCUUGGGAGUGGAAUGUCCAAUAGGAUGUGGGAGAAUACAGUGGAGCAUGCCAAGACGUGUGUUUUGGGUGGGAAGCUCUAUGUUUAUUUUGCAGAUGACACUCAUAGCACUGGUGCUGUCUUUAACCAUAUCUAUGAGCUUAGGGGCCUUAUUGCUGAUGGGCAGUUUUUCCCUCUGGAAUCACUUACCCACAAUCAAAAGAUUUCUGUGGAUUCUCUCGUGAAGAGAGCAUAUGAGAACUGGGGUCAAGUUGUAGAAUAUGGUGGCAAUGCCUUGAACCCGGGGACUAGUAGUAUAAAUGGAACAAGAUCAUCAGCCAACAACCACCAUGUGGUUGAUCACUAUUUUACAACAGCUCAGUGCAGGCCGCAGCAGUAUAUUGCUUCUGACCCGACGCUGCAAUGCCAAAAUGAUGAUAGCCAGCAGUCAAUUCCUCAUCUGAUUGAAUUCCCAUUUGUAAGACAUGAUCCAAUGAAUGGUUUAUCAUUGACUGAUCACCAUGGAAUGGUGCCAGGCAGCACGGACUACCGGCCAGUUGAAGCAUCUACUGAUGGGGAUUCUUAUAUUUCAGCAGGAGAUUAUUCCCAACCAAGGGGUGGACAGGGAUUAGAGGAUUUCUACUCUGAAGAAAUCAGGCUGAGGAGUUCACAGAUGUUGGAUAGCGAUGAUAUGCAGAGGCUACUAAUGACUGUUGGUAUGGGUGUUGGUGUUGGAAUGGGGCAUGCUUUUGGUCAUUCUAAUGACGCUUCUUACUGUUAUGAUGUUCCAUAUGAGCCUCAGAUGGAUGGGAUGGCGGUGCAAGACCGUGGCCGGAGCUCAGGAAAGGCUGUUGUGGGGUGGCUCAAGCUGAAAGCUGCACUGAGAUGGGGGAUAUUUAUAAGGAAGAAAGCUGCAGAGCGGAGAGCUCAGCUUGUUGAGCUUGACUAAAGUCAGUUUAUGUAUAUUUAUAUUUACAAGGAACAUUGCUUGGGUCUAUUUUAGAAGAUUUCCUGAUUUGGUGCCUCCAAAUUUUCAGCUUUGCUUAAAUUUAACUGCAGUUAAGUUGGUGAUAUCCCUUUCUUUAAUUCCUAUCUUUUUGUUGUUGGCAGAAGGGGAAAAUAUUAACGAGGGGAAAAAAUGAAGGGUGUCUAGGUUAAGUUUUUGGAUACAAUUUAUUUUAUCUGAAGAUUGUGGAUACAAAUGAAAGUGUGAUUAGUCAUUUGUAUAAAAAUAUUUUUAGUAUUGUAUCAAA
Molecule: messenger RNA, 2763 nt
Organism: Malania oleifera
Lineage: Eukaryota; Viridiplantae; Streptophyta; Magnoliopsida; Santalales; Ximeniaceae
Product: calmodulin-binding protein 60 E-like
Exons: 7
Coding region: 627-2459 (610 amino acids)
Biological process (GO): regulation of salicylic acid biosynthetic process
Cellular component (GO): nucleus
Molecular function (GO): sequence-specific DNA binding; calmodulin binding; DNA-binding transcription factor activity
Source: RefSeq, a predicted model, not a curated record